Loxodonta africana (African savanna elephant) is the source of this 1759-nucleotide messenger RNA. RefSeq names its product coagulation factor VIII associated 1 (gene F8A1). Gene Ontology annotation, biological process: vesicle cytoskeletal trafficking. Gene Ontology annotation, molecular function: protein binding. NCBI's taxonomy places the organism in Eukaryota, Metazoa, Chordata, Mammalia, Proboscidea, Elephantidae. The record is from RefSeq and is a predicted model, not a curated record. Gene Ontology annotation, cellular component: early endosome. The coding region runs from base 17 to 1180 and encodes 387 amino acids. The transcript has a single exon.
CGCUGAGGCGGCGAAGAUGGCGGCUGCCGGCGCCGGUUUGGGCGGCGGUGCGGGCCCGGGGCCCGAGGCCGGGGACUUCCUGGCCCGGUACCGGCUGGUGUCGAACAAGCUGAAGAAGCGGUUCCUGCGGAAGCCGAACGUGGCCGAGGCCGGGGAGCAGUUCGGGCAGCUGGGCCGCGAGCUGCGCGCCCAGGAGUGCCUGCCCUACGCCGCCUGGUGCCAGCUGGCGGUGGCCCGCUGCCAGCAGGCGCUCUUCCACGGGCCCGGCGAGGCGCUGGCGCUCACCGAGGCCGCGCGCCUCUUCCUGCGGCAGGAGCGUGACGCGCGCCAGCGCCUGGUCUGCCCCGCCGCCUACGGGGAGCCGCUGCAGGCCGCCGCCAGCGCCUUGGGCGCCGCCGUGCGCCUGCACCUCGAGCUGGGCCAGCCGGCCGCCGCCGCCGCGCUCUGCCUCGAGCUGGCCGCCGCCCUGCGCGACCUGGGCCAGCCGGCCGCCGCCGCCGGCCACUUCCAGCGGGCCGCCCAGCUGCAGCUGCCCCAGCUGCCCCUGGCCGCGCUGCAAGCGCUCGGCGACGCCGCCUCCUGCCAGCUGCUGGCGCGGGACUACAACGCGGCCUUGGCGGUCUUCACGCGCAUGCAGCGCCUGGCGCGGGAGCACGGCACCCACCCGGUGCAGCCUCCGCCGCCGCCGCCGUCGUCGUCGUCGUCGUCGUCGUCGUCGCUACAGCUACAGCUACAGGGGCCGCAGCCGCCCGGGCCCCCGCCGGGACCCGACACGGCCCUGGUCCUGCCGGUGCCGCUCCCUGCUAGCGCCGGCUCUGCGGCGCCUUCUCCCGCCGCUCUGGGCGCCUUCUCAGACGUGCUGGUCCGCUGCGAAGUGUCCCGCGUGCUGCUGCUGCUCCUCCUGCAGCCACCGCCCGCCAAGCUGCUGCCGGAGCACGCCCAGACCUUGGAGAAGUACUCCUGGGAGGCUUUCGACAGCCACGGGCAGGAGAGCAGCGGCCAGCUUCCCGAGGAGCUCUUUCUGCUGCUCCAGUCCUUGGUCAUGGCGACCCACGAAAAGGACACCGAAGCCAUCAAGUCGCUGCAGGUGGAGAUGUGGCCGCUGCUGAGUGCCGAGCAGAACCACCUCCUGCACCUCGUCCUGCAAGAAACCAUCUCCCCCUCGGGACAGGGGAUCUGAUCAGUCCCAUUAACCAAGUGACUCUUUUCCUGUUAGCAAACCUCACGCAUCCACCUUUGCAUCUGGGGAGAAAUAAAAGACGUUUUUCCUCAUCGUACUGUUUUGUGUUAUUGCUGUGGUCACCAUGGGAAUCAGAAUUUAGUUUACUGAAGAUUAGCUGUGUCCCAAGUGCUUGUUUCCAUAAUAAUUAAAAAAAAAAAAAAAAAAAACACCAGUUGCCGUGGCUGGGUUCUGAGUCAUGGGGACCCGGUGUGUGCAGAGUAGCACUGCACUCCCUGCAUAGGGUUUUCCAGGCGUGACCUUUCAGAAGCAGAUCGCCAGGCCUUUCUUCCGAGGCAUGUCUGGGUGGCUUCGGAGAGUAGGAGGAAACACGUGAUGAUAGACUCGGGCUAGGGGCCCGAUUCUCUUCCCCAAGACGGCAACAUAGAGAUGAGAAUCUCCCUAGUAGUUGCCUAGGGCUACCCGAACAAGUGACCACAAACCCGGUAGCUUUUAAGGAACUUUUAUUCCCUCACAGUUCUCGAGGCCAGAAGUCCAGAUUCAAGGCCCUAGGGGAGAAUGCUUCCUUGCCUCUUCCAU